ACCUCGGCGAGGAUGCCACCUCCAGUGCCGCCCCCGACCCUUAAAAAGCAGCGCGAGCUUUGGCGGCACGUCUUUUAAGUGCAACUCGCCGCCGUGAUAGCAACUACAGUACAGCACAGAAGAUGAAGCUCAUCACAGCACAGGUGUUGGUGUGCUUGGUCCUGAACGUGUUCGCCGCUGACGAGCCCAAAACAGAUGUCAAGGCCCAAGUAGCCGUUGCCCCUGGGGACAGCUCCGUCGGCGCCGACAAAAAGCGUGAAACCCUCUUCGCCAGAAACGACUACUCGACUCCUGGCUACUACAACAACAACGGCUACUACGGUAGCGGCGGAUACGGCGGGGGCAGUGGAUACGGCGGGGGCAGUGGAUACCCCGGGGGUGGCUACUACGACCAUCUGCAGAGCAGGAACCAGUAUGGAUCGGGAGGAUCGGGAGGUUACUACGACCGAUACAACGGCUACGGAAGCAAUGCUGGUUACGGCGGCGCCGGAUACGGUAGUGGUGGAUACGGCAGUGGAUACAGCAACGCGGGCUACAACGGAAACUAUAACAACAACAACUACGGCAGAUAUGAUGGAUACAACAGUGGAGGAUACUACAAUAAUAACAAGAAUACUAAUGCAGGAUAUUCAGGCAGCACGGAGCAGCCCCAAAAAGGCUCAAGUUACAACAACGGAGGAUGGGGCGGCUACGGCAACGUAGACUCCUGGCGCGGAAACAACAACAACUACUACGACAGGUACGGCAGCAACGGCGACAACUGGCGCUACAACGGCGGCAGCAGUGGCGCAUACGACAGGCCGUACAACAGGGACUACGUGGACUACUACACCGGCGGCGGCGGUUGGGUCAACACGCGGCCCAUCGGCAGCUCAAGCUACAUGCACGGCGGCAACUACCAAUACGGUGGCUACCAGGGCUGAACUCAAACCGCCCACGCCACACACGGCAUCGCUAAUUUAUGAAUUUCGUCGAACGUAAUUAUUAAUCGGGAAAAAAUGUGAUGAUGGUUUGCCGUCAAUGCAGAUAAAUGAUCUUGUUUCUUUUUUUAAGAAAGAAAGAGACAGAAACACCAUAAAUAAAAACCCAGUAUCAUCAAAGAAAAUCAUUGUUCAAUUUUAAUUUCUAUUUCAAUCAUAGUGAAAAGCAUAUAAAUUGUGACCAACUGUAACAAAAUUUAUCAUGGAUUAAAAUUCAAAUAAAAAAUCCUGUGAAUUGAG
Cloeon dipterum is the source of this 1220-nucleotide messenger RNA. RefSeq names its product heterogeneous nuclear ribonucleoprotein A1-like. Lineage: Eukaryota; Metazoa; Arthropoda; Insecta; Ephemeroptera; Baetidae. Bases 123 to 923 code for a protein of 266 amino acids. The transcript has 4 exons. The record is from RefSeq and is a predicted model, not a curated record.